Molecule: messenger RNA, 916 nt
Organism: Sodiomyces alkalinus F11
Lineage: Eukaryota; Fungi; Ascomycota; Sordariomycetes; Glomerellales; Plectosphaerellaceae
Product: 37S ribosomal protein S12
Exons: 2
Coding region: 54-593 (179 amino acids)
Biological process (GO): translation
Cellular component (GO): small ribosomal subunit; ribosome
Molecular function (GO): structural constituent of ribosome
Source: RefSeq, a predicted model, not a curated record
GAACCAGGAGACGCAACCACAAAAGCUGUCAGACUGGAACAACAGCGCCCACAAUGGCCAGCACAAUCUUUGGCCGACUUUUUGUUCCCUCACUAAGGCGGUUUGCGUUUCCAGCCCCUGUCUCUCACGCCCCUUUGGCCUCUUCCAUCACCAGUUCCAUCCGCCAAACGCGUCUCUUCUCCUCAACUCCUGCCCAAAAUGCGACUGUAAUGCAGGUCCUCAGGGGCUGCCGUAAGGGCAAGCGAGCUCGCCACGCCGUCUCCCCCGCGCUUGCCGAAACCAAAUCACCUCUCCUCAAGGGAGUCUGCAUCAAAGUCGGCAUUCAACGUCCCAAGAAGCCCAACUCGGGCCAGCGCAAGACCGCCCGUGUGCGUCUGUCCUCUGGUCGUCAGAUCACCGCGUAUAUCCCUGGCGAGGGUCACAACAUUCAGCAGCACAGCGUCGUCCUCGUCCGAGGCGGACGGAGUCAGGAUUGUCCCGGUGUGAGAUAUCACCUUGUGCGUGGCGCAUUGGACCUUGGUGGUGUGGCGAACAGGACAAAUGCCCGUAGCAAGUACGGCACGCCUAGGCCGAAGAAAGCGACGGCUGGAUAAGAUCCUCGAGACCAGAGAGCAUACUUUCAAUACGACUGGAGAAGGUCAGGAGAGAUGUCACCUUGAGGGUGGUAUAUGAGAGGAGGACAUCGCUAUGUAUUUUUUAUUGUAAAUUCACACCGCAGGUUAUUUGGGAAAUGCGCCCGUCGUCGUUACCAGAGCAAUCUUCCCUUGCAAUUGCUAGGAUUGUAUGAGCAGUCCAUGAAAAACCCUUGACGCCUCCCACAUAAAAAAAAACCCCCAAUACCUCGAUCUGCCUAUUGUCCUAACCAUUCCGGACGAGUAUAGGACAAAUCCCAUUUUCAUAAUAAAUGUAAUGUUAG